Molecule: messenger RNA, 492 nt
Organism: Rotaria sordida
Lineage: Eukaryota; Metazoa; Rotifera; Eurotatoria; Philodinida; Philodinidae
Source: the annotation of a GenBank genome assembly
AUGGGAAAGUGUGUCUUUGUUACUGUAGGUACAACUCGAUUUGAUCAAUUAAUUGAGACUAUUGUUCAGGAUUCAAAUGUACUUCAGGCACUUGUUGAUUGUUUACAUAUUGAUAAACUAAUUUUACAAAUAGGUAAUAGUCAAAUGCCAUCGCAUGAUAAUAUUUCAAUUCCUAUUGAAUAUUAUAAAUAUAAAGAUUCCAUUGAAAAUGAUAUCCAACAAGCUGAUCUUGUUAUUAGUCAUGCUGGUGCAGGUACAAUUUUACAAACACUUGAAGCUCAUAAACCAUUAUUAGUUGUUGUUAAUGAAAAACUUAUGAAUAAUCAUCAAUUAGAAAUAGCUCACGAAAUGGAAAAACAAGGUUAUUUAUUUCAUUGUACUUGUUCAACAUUAGCAACAACAUUAAGAAAAUUUGUUAAUCAUAAAUUUAAACAAUAUGAAAAAGGCAAUCCAUUAUUGUUUGGUCAAUAUUUAAAUGAAAUUAUGUCUUAA